GUUUAAACCCUUCAGGGUCACGUGCGGCGUGCUGACCAAUAGCAAGUUUUCGUGUUUUUGUGUCCCUCGGUUUUCUUGUAUAUGAAUUUUAACUGGCAGUCCAAGCAUGCCUUUCCUAAAUGACGAGGAGAUUUCUAGUGAUGAGUCGAUUGAGUGUGAAGAUGUGGAAAUCGAUUAUGAAAAUCUAGCCAACAAUGAAGCAUCCCAACUACCACCUCCACUGCCCACUUAUCCGCCAUCAACACAGAAGAAUUCUGCGAAAAAAACGAAAAAUCCUUCUGAGUUACGUGUUAGCAAAGGAAAAGUGUUAAAUUAUCUUCGAAUACCAAAAGCUGUUGAUUUUAUGUCUCCAGAUUUGACUGAAUAUGUUACAGAAACACAAAGAGCAAGUUUAAUUGCACAACUUAAAGCUAAUAAAGAUUAAUUUAAUUCAACUUA
Trichobilharzia szidati is the source of this 438-nucleotide messenger RNA. NCBI's taxonomy places the organism in Eukaryota, Metazoa, Platyhelminthes, Trematoda, Strigeidida, Schistosomatidae. The record is from the annotation of a GenBank genome assembly.